AUGAUUUUCCUAUUUUUCAUUUACUAUCUCUAUUAUCCAAUAUUCUGGAUUCUCAAAUGGCUAAAUCCCGCAAAGUUAGUUUAUCUCUAAACUUUUUCUACAUAGUUGAAUCCAGAAAUUUCUCCUAGAAAUGUUGUAGUUUCAUGUUCUUCUCCUUAUCUUAUCAGUUGUCAGAGACCACGGUUUUUUUCAGAAAAUUUACAGCCCCCACGUCGAGGCUGAAAGAUAUUAUUCAACCGAAAAAAGAGGAAUGGGAAUAUGAUCAACUUGAUGCAAAUGUAUGUAAAUGAUUUUUAAAAAAAUAGAAAAAUAUCUAAUCUAGACAACAAAAUUUUUGUAGCAAGUUCUCACAUUUUCUGGAAGUUCGGCUUCCGAUGGUAUUAUUUUCAUUCAAAUCGUCAGACUUGCUGAAAAUGUUUGUUGGAGUAAAAUCUAUGUUUCGGAAAAUGGUGUGAAUUAUAGUGGAGAGUUUGAAGGAAGAUGUGAAGAGGGAUCGAGGAAAAUCAUUUGUGGUCCGCUUUUGGUUGAUAUGAGAAUACCAUUUCGAAGAUGGAGGGUGAACUUCAGGGGUCAUCUUAUGAGGUAAAAGGACCUUUUUUGUGAAAUUUAUGUUUUUGAGAAUAUAAUUUUCAUGUGGAAGCUGGCACAUCUGAAAUACUAAAACCUUCCAGGUUAGAGGGAAAUUCUCAACUUUAUAAACUUAAUUAUUUUUCUGAUACAGUAAUUUUCAUAAGGACUCAAAACCUGCCCUUUUUACCACAAAGUUGUUUCCAGUACCUCAAACUUCGAAAAAACAUUCCUAUCAAUUUCUGGUUGGUGGAAACCUUUAACAAAUGCCAGAUUCUUCUACUCCAACACAUCUCUUCAAUCAUUUUCCAAGAUCAUCGAAAAAUCAAAAUAUAAUUUUUUCAACAACCUAAAAACCAUCGAAAACUAUCGUCGUUCCAAAGUUUUCCAUCAAAUGGGCGAACUUCAUCUCGAACUUCGAAUCGCAAAAGAUCAAAUCAUCGAAAAUCGAUACCGUGGAUUGCGAGAGAAGACGAGUUUAGAUGAAAUCACAACAUCUACACAGAUUUCGAGUUAUUUGAAUGUGAGAAAAGAAUAAUUUGAGGGAAUUCGAUUAAAUCUAAAUCAGUUUUUUUUUGCAGGAUGGAACAUCUUUCACCUACUUAUCUUCGUCAGAAAUUGACCACGGGAUAUUCUUCAAAUCAGAUCACCGUGUAUUCUCAACAAAUUUGCAGAAUAUCAAAAGCCUCAAUGAAUCAAAUAUGCUACCGAUUGUUUUUACUUUUUCAUCAGAACUACCAUUUGAGAUAAGAAAAAAUGUUGAUUUGGCUGGAAAAUUCGACUAUAAAAGACCUGAUAACAAAAUGAUAAACAUCACCCUCAUCAAGGUAGCUUACUAAUAAAAAACAAAAUUGAAAAAAACAGGCUCUAUGUUUCAGAUAAAUUCAGGGCUCAGUAGAGGAUUUGCAUUUGUUACCCGUACAUCUGAAACUCUUCAACCAUAUCCAGAUAUCAAGUUAGAAAGUUUCCCAGAAUAUCAUGCUAGUGAACUCGAGAGAAACACUUUGGUGCUGCCAUUUGCUCACAGAGCUUGUCAGGAUAAGGGUUUGACUGGAGGAAAAGGGCGCGAAUUUGGCGAGACUUCAAGCAAUCACGAAUGAAUAUUAUGUUCCUGUUGGAAUUGUUGUUAGCACAACAGCUUUUGAUAAACAUGUUCAACUGAACCCGAAGAUCAGAGAAGUGAUUCAAAAAUUGGAUGAAUCUUCAAAUGAUGCGAUUGAAAUUGGAAUUAGCCUUGAAAAACUAUUUAUUGAGUCUGAAAUUUCGGAAGAAUUGAAAUCAAAAAUUCUCGAACUUCUACCACCUGCAGAAUUCUACGCUGUCAGAUCAUCAGCAGUUGGAGAAGAUGGCGCAGAUUUAUCAUCAGCUGGGCAAUUGGAAAGCUAUCUGGAUACUGUGAAAGAGGAUAUUUUCAAAAAACUCAAACUUUGUUGGGCUUCGAAUUUCCGACGUGAAGUUUUGAAUUAUCGCCGAAAUCAUGGUCAACAAUUAAAUCCAUCAAUGGCUGUUGUAAUUCAAGAAAUGAAUCGAAAUGGUGUUGCUGGCGUGUUAUUUACAGCAAAUCCAGUGAAAAUUGAUAGAUCUGAUAUGGUUAUAAAUGCGUUGAAAGGAAGUGGAGAAUUGAUUGUCAGUGGAAUUGAAACUCCUGAUGAAAUACAUUUUGAUCGAUUGAAUAAUCAAAUAACGGUGCGGUUUUAUUAAUUUAGAACUUAGUUUACGGGAAUGAUAUAACCAAAAGGUUACUGUAAAAGUCCAAACUUCAUAGAACGUUCCAAAUAUUACAGACAUCUUCUGAAAAUUGCUGCCUAUCAGACAAUGAGAUUCGUCAACUCUGCAAAGUUGGAGAAUACCUGGAACGUGUAUUUGGUCGCGCCCAAGACAUUGAAUUCGUAUAUCAAGAUGGAAAAGUGAACAUUGUGCAAAGUCGCGAUAUCACAGGACUCGAUAAAGAAACCAAUUUCGAAAUGUAUUAUGAACUUGACACUCCAACUUUUACAGAUAAAGAGAUUCUGUCAAAUGGAAAUGUUGGGUGAGAUUAUAAACGUGUUUUUGACAAUUUCUCAUUUUUUUCAGAGAAGUAUUUCCAGCUCCACUUACAGCUAUGGAAAGUGAUCAUAUGUGUAUACUUUUUGAUAAGAUUUUGAUGGUAUCACUCUCAAUAUUUUCAUCCAGAAAUGAAUAAAUUACUUUUCCAGAGCUUAUCAAUCGAGGAUUUGAACGAUCGAAAUUCUUGUCAUAUAACUACAGCAUUUGCUCUACACCAUCAUAAAGUGUUUAUGAAUUUUGGAGAAAUGAUGUUGAGAACUUGGGAAGCUUGCAAAAAUGACAGAAUUAUUGAAAUUGUAGUGGCUGGUGAGAGAUUAUUUGAUGAAAAGAUGUUUGAGCAAAGUGCUCAAAGAUUCGGAAAAGCACCAAAAACUUUGGAUAUUCGACGACUUUUGAAUAUGUUGUAUAUCGUAUUUGUGUCAUCUUAUAAAAGUUUGGAUAUAAUGAAAGAGGCAUCGAAAAGAUGUGCUGAACUUAUUCCAUCUUCAAAUUGCACAGUUGAACAAGCUAUUAAAAGUUAUGAAAAACAAAUUGAUCCUUGGUUUGAUGCAACAAUGAAUCAUGCAAAACUCUCAUCAUUUUCUUCAUUUACUUAUGUGAUUUCUGGAAUGCUUAUCAGAGGUUCGGAAAAAGGAGAUUUGAAUGAGGAUAACAUUUCGGAUUUUGCCAAUGUAUUUUCGAAUAAUUCGAGAACUGAUGUUAUUAGUGCAGAUGUUCCGAAUUCUUUGAAAAAACUAGCGGCUGCUAUCAAAUCCGAUAAUUUGGAGAAUGAAUUUUUGGGAGAAACUGAAUCGAAUGAUGCGUUGAGAAUAAUGCGAAAAGGGAGAGAAAACAUCGGAGCAAUUGGCGAGGUUUUUAGAACUUCACGGACAUCGAGGUCCAAAGGAAUUAUAUCUUGAUGCUAAAUCAUGGGCAGAAAAUACUGAUUUGCUAGUUCAUACGAUCAAGGUAACUUUUUGAAGAAAGAAAACUGCUUUUUAAUAGUUUUUUUAGAGUAUGUUAACAUGUGGUGAAACUGUUCAAAAGAAUAUCGAAAAUGAAGAUGAUAUUAUAAAUAACUUGAAAUGUAAACCACAAGGAUUGCGACGAACUAUGUUGAAAUAUUUCAUUGGACAAACGCAUCGAGGUGUUGCAUUCCGUGAAACAUCCAAAAAUCAUUUGGUUUCAUCAGUUCAUUCAGUUCGACAAACGUGUCGAAUAAUUGGACAGAAAUUGUUUGAAAAGGGUUAUUUACCCGAACCAAAUCUUUGGGCACAUUUAACAAUGGAUGAAAUAAAAGAAUUGAAUUUGACAAGGAAACCUGAACUUGUUACAAGAGCAAAAAGACGACAGCAAAUUGCUGGGAAGUUUGAAGGGUUACAAUUCCCGCUGAUUACACAUGGUCAUAUGAACCCGGUUAGUUUUAUGAAUCACUGAAUUAAAAAAAAAAAAAAACUUUUUUGUAGAUCAAAGAAGAUGAAAUUAUCGAUCGAACCGCUUCUCUCAGUCUAACUGGAACAACUGUUUGUGAAGGAAAAGUAACAGCUCGCGCAAGAGUUGCAAAAACCCUCGAAGAAGCUACAGAAACCCUGCCCGGGCGAGAUUCUCAUCACUCGAUUCACCGACAUCAGUUGGUCACCAUUUUUCCCAAUAAUCAGUGGAAUUGUGACAGAAAUCGGGGGACUUUUGAGUCAUGGAGCGGUUGUUGCAAGAGAAUAUGGGUUGCCAAGUUUGAUCGCUGUGCGAAACGCUACUCAACAUUUCAAAACGGGAGAUCUUGUGGAAUUGGAUUCGAUUAAAGGUGUCAUUAUAAGAUUGCAAGAGUAA
Caenorhabditis angaria is the source of this 4419-nucleotide messenger RNA. NCBI's taxonomy places the organism in Eukaryota, Metazoa, Nematoda, Chromadorea, Rhabditida, Rhabditidae. The record is from the annotation of a GenBank genome assembly.